UUGUAACUCGCGUUAUCGUAACACUGAAAUCGAUUAUCGAUUAUACCCAGAAAUGAACUUUGAAUAUUUUUGAUGAUUAUAUAAAAUUAAUGCAAUACUUUCAAUUUGUGGCAUCAUUAGUCGAUUCUAUUGAAUUAUUGUAUUUGUGGUUACUGAAUUACAGGUGUUCAAUUUCAUAUAGUAAAAAUUUCAAGUGAAAAAGAAAAAAAAAUUAUUCUCGACAUAUUCAGGGUAUUGAACCUAAAUCGAUUUUUGGAAGCGUGCACUGAUGCAAACUUGUGCAAAUCCGAUAUCUGUGUGUCUACGAAUGUUUGGUAUAAAAUAAUUAAAGAAAGUAAAAUUUGACCAGUUAGAUUAUAAAAAUGAUAGACCUUCGCAAUGAGAGUGCAACAAAUAAUGCAAAAUAUGGUAAUUUAAACAUACCAGUUACGUCUCAACAAGGGUUAGCACCGCUUAGUCCUUAUUUAAACUUUGAUCCGGCGUACCUUCCUCCUAGCCAGCCAGAAUACAUAUUUCCAGAAGGUGCUGCAAAGCAAAGAGGUCGUUUUGAGUUGGCUUUCAGUCAAAUUGGUGCAGCAUGCAUAAUAGGAGCUGGUAUCGGUGGUGCAACUGGUUUAUAUAGAGGCAUUAAAGCAACAGCUUUAGCUGGUCAAACUGGCAAACUUAGAAGAACUCAAUUAAUUAAUCAUGUUAUGAAAAGUGGCUCUUCAUUAGCAAAUACGUUCGGAAUAGUAUCCGUAAUGUAUAGCGGGUUUGGCGUACUUUUAUCUUGGGCCAGAGGGACGGAUGAUUCCGUGAAUACUCUAGUAGCAGCAACAGGAACGGGCAUGUUAUUUAAAUCUACAACUGGUUUAAAAAAGUGUGCAUUAGGUGGUUGCAUAGGACUAGGAAUAGCAUCAUUGUAUUGUUUAUGGAAUAAUCGGGAAGCCUUAUUCGAAUUGAGACGUCGUAAUAUUAACCCAGCAUAGGAAUAUAUGAAAGUGAUGAAAUCAAUAGGAGAUUUCAAGGUAUUAGAAACUUACAACGAGCUCGAUUUGUUUAUGUUAUAUAGAAAAUCUCGUUGGAAAAUUCUCUAGAAUAAAGGAAAAAAGAAUGAAAUGAAAAAUUUAUCAAAAUGAGGAGAAUCAGUCUGCAAUAUAAAUAAAACUAAUUGUACAAUAUUAUUGUUACGUGUGUUUCCUCUGGGGAUUAAGUUAGGAAUUAUUUCAUGUUGAUUGUUAGUUUAACGUUUCAAGGUACAGUGAAGAAGAGUAAAAACAGCAUGUACAGUUUGUAACACCUGGAUUAUUAUUGUGCCAGUAACGGGGGCGAUAAUCUUAUCAAAGUUUAUCUUUCUGCUGUUGAUUACACUUGCCUUUUACGUUGAUCGGGCAAGUUUUGAUCCGUUAUAUUGCGGACAAAAGGGCGGACAAACAAAAUGAAAGAAAAAGUGGGGAAAAAAGAAAACACAAAAAAAGGGGUUGCGAGUGUUAAAGUACUUUGUGUAACUAGCGAAUAAAGUCAAAAGUGGGUGUCAUCAUAGUGACCACAGCGUAGGUUCAAAAUAUACAUAAUAUGUGUAUGUACAUAUGUAUGUAUAAUAUAAUAUAACAUAUAAGUAUAUGUGCGUGCGUGUUUGUAGUUGUAAAAAUGGAAAAGUGUAACGGGAUAAAAUCGCAUCGAGUAAAUAUUUAUUCUUUGCUGUAUAGAAGAUUUUUGGCGUUCAUAGAUAUUGCAUCGACGAGCAUCAACAAAAAUCCACGGCUUAUUUGAACAAGAAACACGCAGUAUUCACACAGACGCGCAAACGUUCUUACGUGCCAAGGUUCCAGGAGUUAGUAGGAAAGUAACAUUUCGACAAAAAAUAUAUUUAGAAGAGUUUUCGAAACGAGUUGUCGGUUAAAAAAGCUGUUGUGCGUAAACUAAGACAUCUUAAAAUAAUAUUAUCGAACUGGUAAGGGAUAUUUAUUUAUCAUUUGACGAUUUUCUUCGAGGCAAGUAGAUGCGAAGCGAUGCGAAGCGAUGCGAUGCGAUGCGAUGCGAUGCGAUGCGAAAAUUGAUGGCUUGAUUUAUCCUAUAAAAGACGGAACAUUACAUAUCGAUCGUUUAGAUUGAAUAAUUUUCUUAAGCAAAAGAUUGCACGUACGAAAGCAGAAAAUCGAAAAGUAUUUUGUUUUUUAUAAUCGAUUAGGCAUUCCUUUUCCUCACUUGUUGAUUUAAUUUAUACGGUGCUAAAGUGGAUACGUUGGAUAACUAAUUCUCGUAAUAAAAAUUGGACAAUUUGUCGAGGAAUUAAUAAACUACAAAAAUAGUAGCUUGUGCAUACAUACAUAGAAGGAGAUAGAUAGAUAGAUAGAUAGAUGGAGGUAAAGAGUGUAGGUAGGUACGUACGAAGAAUGUUUAUCGAAACUGCGCGGCGCGGUGUGGCGCGGCCGUUCGAACUAACGAACAUAUACAUACGCAACGCUUUGUACAUCUUAUUUUUCGGAAUAUUGAAAUAUUCGUGACCGUUGCCUUCUGUUAACGCGAACGUUUGUUUCUUUCUCUUUCUUUCUCUUUCUUUCUCUUUCUUUCUCUGUUGCAAUUUGUCUCUGUCUUCGUAUACUUGCUUUUCUUAGCCGUUUGCUAAGUAGGCGCGUACGCGGGUUACUCCUCCGUAAAGGGUUGUAUCAGAUUCCUGUUUGUUCGCUUACGAGUGUAAAAGUUGUAAAAGUGUAUGUAGCUUAGAUAGGAAUAGGAUAAAUUCGAAAAUUGAUUUGAUCGGGUAGAAGAGCGUAAGCUGGAGUAACUGGUAUUUCUUCUUAUUGUUAGGUACAAUAGUUUUGGUGGAAAA
Osmia bicornis bicornis is the source of this 2812-nucleotide messenger RNA. RefSeq names its product mitochondrial import inner membrane translocase subunit Tim23 (gene Tim23). The coding region runs from base 363 to 968 and encodes 201 amino acids. The transcript has 5 exons. The record is from RefSeq and is a predicted model, not a curated record. NCBI's taxonomy places the organism in Eukaryota, Metazoa, Arthropoda, Insecta, Hymenoptera, Megachilidae. Gene Ontology annotation, cellular component: mitochondrial inner membrane; TIM23 mitochondrial import inner membrane translocase complex. Gene Ontology annotation, molecular function: transmembrane protein transporter activity. Gene Ontology annotation, biological process: protein import into mitochondrial matrix.